AUGCCCCUCAACUAUUCCAAGUGGGAUGCUUUGGAGUUAUCCGAUGACUCGGACAUCGAAUGCCAUCCAAAUGUCGACAAACGAAGUUUCAUUCGUCUCAAGCAGCGUCAGAUCCAUCAACAACGAGAUGAAAGGAAGAUCAAGAUUGAGAGUCUCAAGAAGGAGGGACCGAUGAACGCGGCUCUCCUAGAAAAGAUCCAGGAGCUUGUGGCGAACACUGCGAAAGGCGGAGCGGACCAUCUACGACAGACGGCCUCGAAGCUUUCAGCUGAGGGACAUGCCAAGCCACCUUCUUCCGAUGAACAACCAUCGAUAGACCAGAUGAUCUUCAAUCUGAUCUCGCAAAUUCUCACCAAGAUUAAAGACACUUCCGUGGCCGAUCAAGACGCCGCUGCCGAGAAAGAACUCAACUUCCACCUCACUCGACUCGCUGAUCGCGAAAAAAAGCGCAAGGUCGAACUGGAAAAGGAGGAAUUCGAGGCCCAAAGACAUAUCACUAGCGAGGAUAUUCACGAUGGAUUCGAUGUUUCGCACGUCGACAAAAAACCUUCAGUUGCCAUCGAUGAACCAAUCACUGCACCUUCUCAAUCCAAGUCGACCAAGAAGGUCAAGAAAACUAACAUUGAAGUGUUGAACCCCAAGGCCAGUGCAGCCAGCCCAGGACAAGACAGCAACAGCGAAGGAGAGUCAGAUGAUGACGAUGACGACGACGAAGAGCUGCCACGGCUAUCACCCUCAGCACAGAAAUUUGCAAAGAUCAAAUCAUCCGACUAUUCCUCUUCCCUCUCAGCUAUCCAAGCCGACCCUUCACUGUACCUUAACGAAUCAACAACUGAUGCGUUGCUUGUCGAAGCGUUCGAGUCGGAGAUGAAAGGCAAGAAAACCUAUGCCAAGAACUGCGUUCACCAAGGGCUAUUGUUGCAGUAUUGUCGAAAGCUAGGCAGAGACGGUGUCAGUCUCUUCUUCCGCAAGAUUGGCUCAGGUGAACCCAAGGCGAUGCAGGUCUUCAUAGAUGAUGUAAACUCGACAUACGACCGGAUAUCGAACCGAUGUGCGGUGAUUAUAGCGGAAAGAUCGCAGGAGCCAUCACAGAAGGAGCAAAUCCAGCUAGUGCCAACGAAUCCGACGACGUCGAUCACCUUCGAAGUGCCGGAGGGCCCGCCGCCGGAGAACUUAGAGCUGAAGACGGAGGACCCGGCGGAGGCGGACCAGUUGGAUGUGGAGGAGGUCCGCAAGUUCCUUUGGGACCGUUGGAACACCUUCAACCAGUUCCCCAAGAAGCUCCAAAAAGCGCUUAAAUCUAUGCAGCUCGAGCAGGUCAAUCAGGUCAUCGGCGACAUGGAUAUCCCCGAGGCUGAGAAAAUCGUCCAGGACCUCGACCGUGUCGGGAUCUUGUGCUUCAGUGAGGGCGGCAUCAUCGAUAAGACUGGGGCUGGAGAUGCCGACACUAGCGCUCUCGCUUCGGACCCCGCUGCAGCUAAUCCACAACCAACUGGCUCUAACGGCCAAGUAACCCCUGCGGAUGGCGCUCCCGCCCAGGCUCAAGUUGUCAUUCCUGAUGAGAUAGCCUAG
Molecule: messenger RNA, 1572 nt
Organism: Puccinia triticina
Lineage: Eukaryota; Fungi; Basidiomycota; Pucciniomycetes; Pucciniales; Pucciniaceae
Exons: 6
Coding region: 1-1572 (523 amino acids)
Biological process (GO): protein folding; protein stabilization
Cellular component (GO): cytoplasm
Molecular function (GO): heat shock protein binding; protein-folding chaperone binding; protein kinase binding
Source: RefSeq, a predicted model, not a curated record